AUGUCCUACCACCCAGACUCAACAACCCGCGACAUCUUCAUCAGAGAACAUAUCCCGAGACGAAAAGGUUACCAAGGCAUCUGUUCCAUCUGCCAGCAGCUCUAUUCCCGCCGUCACAAACUUGUUCAGAUCUCUGGGCAUCCGCAAUGCCAUUGUUUGUUUGGCAAAAACUGUCUAUUGAAGUGGUUGGGGUCAGGUAUUGCGGCGAGCAACACAUGUCCGGACUGCAAGGCUGUGCUAUACAAUGCUAAUGGCGAUGAAGUGAAUGUUGAAGAGGGGGAGUCAGGCAGUGAGGAUGGCAGCGAGGACGAAUUAACUAUACCUGCUCGCGGACGGCCUAAGGGUAACCUAGUAAGGCAAUUAUAUCGCCGUCGCAGUCAUGCGCCGUCGCCGUCGCCAUCUCGCGGCCCAGCUUCUUCAGCUAACGCAACACCAUCUCACACAUACAACCUCCGUCCCCGCCCCAUUCUUCCCCCUCCAUCCUCAUCAACCCCAUCCCCUCUACUACAAACCCACCUUAACCACACCCUCCGCUCAUCCCCCUCCACCACCACCCUCCCAGCUUUCCUCCACACCCUCGCCUACGAUCUCACAAUCACUACCCUCGUAGACGACCUCUGGACCGGAACCUGGGACCUCGUCGCCGAGAGCCGCGAACUAACCCCCGACAACGCAACUAGAUCACGCAGCACCACUCGCGCGCAACUCAUCAUGCUUGUUUUGGAUGUUUGGCCGUUUGGGGAAGAGGUGUGGCCGGCGGUGCUGGAGCGUCUUGUGGUGAGGGCGAGGAAGAUGAUGCAGAAGCAUCGGAAUGGAGAGGAUGGAGGGUUUGAUGCGGAGGCUGAGUUGAGGGCGGAGAGGGAGGAUGUGAGGUUGGCGGUGGGGUAUGGUGUUUAG
Pyrenophora tritici-repentis Pt-1C-BFP is the source of this 897-nucleotide messenger RNA. RefSeq lists its product as uncharacterized. The record is from RefSeq and is a predicted model, not a curated record. Lineage: Eukaryota; Fungi; Ascomycota; Dothideomycetes; Pleosporales; Pleosporaceae.